AUGGCGGCGGGAGAGCUCCAGAACGCGGUUAACCUCAAAGACCUCGUCCCUAAUGAAACAAAAGAAGGAGCCGAGCCGAGCGGCGCGGCAGAACCCGCAAAUCCUCCCCGAAGGAGCGAUAACACCAAGCGCGACAGGAGAGGCGAACCCGAAGAGCGACCCGAGCCGAGGCAAAGGAUCAACAUGAUCAUGGGUGGAUCUCAAUAUUACCAAGAUACGAUGUCCUCCAUCAAAGCUUAUCAGCGCCGAGCCGAAGCGAAGGAAAAUUGGACAGAACCGACCGAUAUCCCGAAUACAGUGAUCUCCUUCGCCGAGGAGGAAACGGCAGGAAUCGAUAGGCCACACAACGAUCCACUGGUGAUCGAACUGACGAUCAGGGAUCAUGAUGUAGUGAGGGUGCUCAUCGAUACUGGGAGCUCGGUAGACGUCAUUUUCUGGGAGACACUCAGAAGGAUGGGAAUCGAUCUCUCCGAGGUGACGGCGAUCCCCAAACCUCUAACCGGAUUUUCAGGAGAAACAAUGAUGACUAUGGGAAUAAUUAGGCUCCCUGUGGUAGCUGGCGGAGUCACUAGGAUCAUCGAAUUCUGCGUCACCGAUCACCCAGCAAUCUACAAUGCGAUUAUGGGAACUCCAUGGAUCAACGCGAUGAGGGCGGUCCCUUCCACCUAUCACGUCUGCCUCAAAUUCCCGACUCCAGCAGGCAUCAAAACGAUCUGGGGAAAUCAGAAGGAGUCGUGA
Eutrema salsugineum is the source of this 738-nucleotide messenger RNA. RefSeq lists its product as uncharacterized. The record is from RefSeq and is a predicted model, not a curated record. Bases 1 to 738 code for a protein of 245 amino acids. The transcript has a single exon. Lineage: Eukaryota; Viridiplantae; Streptophyta; Magnoliopsida; Brassicales; Brassicaceae.